AAACUGCAAACAUCGGGCGGGGAAAAGGGUGGGGGGAGCUUACUGGCCGAGGCUGUCGCAAGUGUCAGCCGGCACGGUUUGUGCGGAGCCACCCGAAGUCCUCGCUGUAGCCGACGGCGCUCUUGCAGCGAGAGAGGCGGUGCGGUGCGCGUCUGCUGAAGACCUGAGAAGGGGAAAGAAUUGCUCACCGGGCCCGCCCGCUACCAGCCGCACUAUGCACCCCUCUGCCCGCCUUGUCUACUACGGCGUCGUUUUCGCUUGGUAUACGUUUUUUUUCUAUGCCUGCUCCUACUUCGUGGCCAACGUGGACGAAUCCCGCAUAGCCGAAGGGAAGUUCAACCCGUUUGUGGGCAGUCAUUGGAAAUACCUGAGUUUUCUCAAUGUGGUUUUGCAGGUUGUUUUCUAUGCAGUCUCCUUGCUGACCAGUGCAUUCAUACUAAUGAAGAAACAAAGAACUGCCACGUUCAUGAUAUCCUUUAAAGACUUGAUCUUUAGUAGCUUGGUUUUUCCAUUAUCCACAUUUGUGUUUGCUACAUUUUGGAGUAUGUACCUGUAUGAUCGGGACCUUCUUUACCCAAAAUAUAUGGAUUCAAUUAUUCCUGGGUGGGUUAAUCAUGGAAUGCACACUUUGAUACUUCCUUUGACCCUGGUAGAAAUGUUUGUUAUCCCUCAUCAGUAUCCAUCAAUGGGUAAAGGCCUCAGCAUUGUAGGAAUGAGUGCACUGGCCUACCUACUUUGGAUCUUCUACUUUUUUGCUAAAACAGGAAAAUGGGUAUAUCCUAUCUUCAAGUUUUUAAGUCCACUUGGCAUGAUAGUGUUUUCAGGGAUUGCUGUUGUCACCGUUCUUUUUAACUACGUGUUAGGAAGAUUUCUCAACCGCAUGAUUUGGGGUGAUGCAGUUCCAGUGCUUGAUGUUCACAAGAAGAAAAGCAAAUGAAAAGCUGGUGGUGUCAUCCCAAGAUCUAGAUGAAACUAAGAAAAUUGCUACAAAAUCUCUCUGUAUAAAGCCAAAAUAAAUUCUUCAGAAUAACAAAUUCUGCUAGCACAGGAACAAAGAUCCAGAAAGUAUUACCAUUGGUUAGAGAAUUCAGAUUGUUAUGUAGGAUGUUCAGAAUUCACUAAGAGACAAAUAUAACACAGAUGACUAACAUAAUUUUGUCAGCCAAGUGCAUAACAAGUGAGGCUAAAUUCUAAUUUUUUAAAUUCAACUACAAUUAUAAAUUUAUUCAGAUACAUUUAUAGCUAUUUUCUUUAUUCAACAUGUGCCGAUAUAAAUGUACUAGACUGUAACUGAACAAAAGUCAGUCACGUAUUUUUUUUAAUGAGAAUUGGCUUUCUGUAAUAUGAAAUCUGAGACUAUAAAAUGCUCAGUGUUAAAUAAUAGAUACAAGAGUCCAGUAAGGCAGCUGAGGCCCACAAAAGUGGCUAGAAUGAAUUAGGAUUAUUUUGAGGAUAAAAUGGAAUAACAUCCGAUCUUCCUCUUGACCUUUUUAGAUGAGCCCAAGCUACAAAUACAAUAAUUUAGAAAUUUGUAUACAGAUUGUACUCACUUAAUGACAGCAAUUAAGAUCGGAAUUUCUAUUGCAAUAAAGCAUGAUGUCAUAGGCUUAGCAAUGGCAAUCCCACCAGUUGCCAUGUUGCUGUCGUUAAGCAAAGACCAUGCGGGCUCCUAAGCGAGAAUCUCGCACAAUCAGGAUUUCUGACUUCCUGCCAGCUCUUCCACUGACUCUGCUUGUGGGAAGACAACUGGGAAGGUUGGAAAUCACACUUGCAUCAUGGGGCAUGGAGGGGCAUAUUUCAACGAUCGGACAUCCUGGCUGGUUGCCAAGCACCCAGAUCACGAUCACCUGAUAGCAGAAGUGCUGUGGCAACCAACACUUUGAGUACCAGUCACUGGGCACCAUCAUACAUUAUAACGGUUUCUGAAUAAGUGGUUAUUGAAUGAGAGUUAUCUGUUAUUCCUUUAAAAACAAUAAACACAUAAAACAA
This is a messenger RNA of Pseudonaja textilis, 1989 nucleotides long. RefSeq names its product androgen dependent TFPI regulating protein (gene ADTRP). Lineage: Eukaryota; Metazoa; Chordata; Lepidosauria; Squamata; Elapidae. Gene Ontology annotation, cellular component: endomembrane system; membrane. The record is from RefSeq and is a predicted model, not a curated record.